Molecule: messenger RNA, 6541 nt
Organism: Xenopus tropicalis (tropical clawed frog)
Lineage: Eukaryota; Metazoa; Chordata; Amphibia; Anura; Pipidae
Gene: fhod1
Product: formin homology 2 domain containing 1
Exons: 25
Coding region: 161-4261 (1366 amino acids)
Biological process (GO): actin cytoskeleton organization
Cellular component (GO): cytoskeleton
Molecular function (GO): actin binding
Source: RefSeq, a predicted model, not a curated record
GGGCCCCGCCCACUGCUUUCUGGUGACGUCAGGCCCGGCCCUCGCUCCCUAGAGGGAGCGGAGCAGUGAGCUGAGUGUAAGAUUAAGGAAAAGUAAGAGGCAGAGCCGGGUCGCAGACAGAAGUGCAGGGGAGGUUUCCCACCUUAGCAGAGCUGCAGCCAUGGCGACGCUUCAGUGCCGGGUGCAGUACCUGGAUGACAUGGACCCCUUUAUUUGUACAAACUUCCCAGAGCCCCGAAGACCGCCGGUGCACAGUUUCUCAGAGAACACCCCGCUACUCGAUCAGCUCCCCGCCAUACACAAGCUGCUGGAGGCACCCUUAAAGCUGGAAGACUGCACCCUCCAGUUAACUACCAAUGGGAAUUACCUGGAUAUUGAACUAUCACUGGCAGAACAACGAGAUUAUCUAGAAGCUUUUUAUGAUGAUAUAAGCAAAGGAAGACGACCUACACUUAUUCUCCGUACACAGUUGUCAGUGAGAGUUCACUCUAUUCUUGAAAAAUUAUACAAUUCCAAUGGGCCUGAAUUGAGAAGGUCUCUCUUCUCUCUCAAGCAACUUUUUCAGGAAGACAAGGAUCUUGUUCCUGAGUUUGUCAACUCUGAGGGUUUAACAUGUCUAAUCAAAGUGGGAGCAGAAGCUGAUCAGAACUAUCAGAACUACAUUCUUCGAGCCUUGAGCCAGAUAAUGCUGUUUGUUGAUGGCAUGAAUGGUGUGAUCAAUCACAACGAGACCAUCCAGUGGCUCUACACUCUCUGUGGCAGUCCAUACCGACUUGUGGUAAAGACUGCUUUAAAGCUUCUGAUAGUCUUUGUUGAAUAUGCGGAGGUGAAUGCUCCUCUUCUUAUUAAAGCAGUAAAUACUGUAGAUAACCGCCGGGCCUGCAGUCCAUGGUCAAAUUUAAUAGAUAUCCUAGAAGAAAAGAACGGAGCUGACUCAGAGCUGCUAGUUUUCACAAUGACUCUCAUUAACAAGACUCUUUCAGCACUUCCUGACCAGGACUCAUUUUAUGAUGUUACUGAUUGUCUGGAGCAGCAGGGGAUGGAAAAAAUCAUUCAGCGUCACAUGAACAACAAAGCAACUGACCCAGACCUGAAACGAAAACUUGUACUGUAUGAGAGUGCAUUAAAACAGGAAGAUGAGGGUGGUGAGGAAGCAUCUAACACUGCCCGUAAAGAGCGUAGACGAAACUCAUUGGGUGUUGAAGAGGUACGACGCUCUAGGCGCUCGCUUGGGAACAGUGCGGAAGUUUGGGCAAAAAUCAACUCCACUUCUUCAGUGACAAAACCCCAGGAUGAAAACAUUGCUGCCCCAACCCCUGUUAUCAAAGAGUCCAGUCUUCAAGUCCCUAAGUUCAGCAUUGUGCCACCAUCACCACCAAACCAGCUUGCCAAAGAAGAGCCAUCAGCUUCUCCAGUGUGCAAGGAUUCAUAUACAAAAGCAGAUUCUUAUGCUCCAAAUGAGAAUAGUAUUGAGCUAUCUGCUGUUGAAAAUGUCAGCACCUCCACGUUAUCCCUUUCAAAUCCCAUCCCAGAGUUGGAUAAAUUGGCUAACAUUGGUGACAGGAGUAUAUUUAAACUUCACCAAACAGAGCCUGUUUGCCAUGAGAAGAAUAGUAAUGUGUGCGAUGAUAAGCCAAUUUUCAAAAGAUUUGCAAGCAGGUUUUUGGAAAACUUGGCUGCCACGGAGCUGGAGAAGAUCUCAGCCUUGUCCAAGGGCAGACAAGAGGUAUUGGCAGAGGCUGUGCGUAAUGGAGGUGAUUUGUGUGGAGAAGCCAUGUCUCCUAGCCAAGCGGAAGAAGGAAAUGGUGAUCUGAGUGAGAAAGAAGAGAAGAAUGAAAGCCUAAAUGAAAAGGAACUGUGCUCUGGCUCCAGUGAUUCUUCAGCCAGCAGCACGUUGGAGAGGGAGGAGCGAGGAGAAAGGCAAGAACAUGAAUCAGAACCAACAAGUCCAGUUUGCGUUCCUCCACCAACGACAGAUCGCUCCAGCUCUAAAAAAUUUAUGCUGGAAAUGCUUUAUUCCAAAAACCAAAGUGGGACUGGCCUAGAUACAGAAAUUCUUAAUGCAAAGAACAUUGUGUCAAACGAAGUGCUGAAGUCGCCCAGAGAGAGGAUGGGUCCCAUCUUUAGGACAGAGGAAGUUCAGAUAGAGAAUUCUCCCAAUACUACUAUUGAAAAUACAGCUGAAUCCCGGAGAACUGUUAUGAGGGCUCAGUACAGCAUUGAUGCAGAAACCAAUGCCAAGAAUUUGGAAAAAACCCUGAUGAUUCCCUUUAAGAAAUCUUCAGCAAUUCUGUGGGAGCAACCAUCAAAGCCUCAGACAGUACUAAAGAUUAAAGACCUGGACUUCACUGAUCUUUGUGAGGAAGAGGAUUACGAUGUCCUUUAUUUUGAUUCACCAGAAACUGUGUCGCCACCUCAUCCACCAGUUUUAAAUUCAGUACCCCCUCUAUCCCUUUCAGGGAUGCCUUUUCCUCCCCCCCCCCCACCACCACCACCACUACCCGGUUGUCUACCUCCACCCCCACCACCUAUCUGCCCUCCACCCCCACCUAUCUGCCCUCCACCGCCAUUCAGUAACAGCCUAAACUUGCCACCUCCACCACCUGCUCCUCCUAGCUUUAGUUCCAUGUCCCAGAACUCCAGUAGCACAGCUCUGACUAAAAAGAGGAAAACUGUUAAACUUUUCUGGAGGGAAAUGAAAGAGCCUGAAAACACAAGCAGAGGAAAGUUUGGAAAGGGGACACUUUGGGAUUCGCUGGAUAAAGUAUCUUUGGAUACUGAAAAACUUGAGCAUCUUUUUGAAUCCAAAGCCAAGGAAUUGGCAGCUUCUAAGAAAGGGACUGAUGCAAAGAAACAGUAUCUAGUUUUACUGGAUCCCAAGAGGAGCAAUGCUAUUAAUAUUGGGUUAACGGUGCUGCCAACUGUGAACAUUAUCAAGACAGCGAUCAUGAAUUUUGAUGAGUAUGCCAUCACCAAAGAGGGUAUUGAGAAAAUUCUGACAAUGGUGCCUACAGAAGAGGAAAAACAGAAGAUUCAGGAAGCUCAGCUUGCAAACCCUGAUGUUCCACUGGGAACAGCGGAGCAGUUCUUACUCACCCUCUCUUCUAUCAGCGGGCUAUCAUCAAGACUGCAGCUUUGGGCUUUUAAACUUGACUAUGAGACCAUGGAGAAGGAAAUAUCAGAGCCUCUCUUUGACUUGAAAUUGGGAAUGGAGCAAUUAUCAAAGAAUAAAACAUUUAAAGUCAUUCUGGCAUCUCUGUUGGCUGUUGGCAAUUUCCUGAAUAGCUCUAAUGCAAAGGGCUUUGAUCUCGGUUACUUGGAAAAAGUAUCAGAAGUGAAAGACACUGUCCACAGGCAGUCCCUCCUCCACCAUAUGUGUAACCUUGUCAUAGAAAAAUACCCAGACACUUCAGACCUUUACUCUGAAAUUGCAGCAAUCACGCGGUCAUCAAAAGUAGAUUUUGAUGAGCUGGCAGAUACUUUGAUUCAGUUGGAGAAGAGAUGCAGGGAAUCUUGGGAGAGCCUGAAAGUCAUUGCCAAGCAUGAGACCAAACCUGGGCUGAAAAACAAAAUGACUGAAUUCCUGAAAAGCUGCACUGAAAAGAUUGUCAUCCUCAAAAUUGUGUAUAGGAGAAUUUUAAACAGGUUCCGUUCCUUCUUGCUAUACCUGGGCUACACUUACUCAUCUGCCAGAGACACAAAGAUUACAAGAUUCUGCAAGGUCAUCAGUGAAUUUGCACUGGAGUAUAGAACAACAAGAGAAAGGGCCCUGCAGCAGAAGCAGAAACGAGCAGCUUACAGGGAGAGAAACAAAACACGCGGCAGAAUGAUUACAGAGACAGCUAAAUUUUCCAGUGCUGCUGGCAGUGUGGAGAAUAACUUAACAUCUGCCACUUCAUCUAGACUGCAAAAUCAGACAUCUGAAGAAGGACAUGAAAACAUGACCAACCUACUCAUCUCUGCUGGGGAAAAUCAAACUCGCAGGAGCAGAGGAGUCAGAAGUUUAGGCCGUUGCAGCCCUCCAGAAAUCUCGGCAACUAAGGAGGACACUGGAUCUUCCCCUGUAGAUGCCUCAGAUGAGAUUAUGGAUCGACUGGUACAGUCUGUGACCCAAAACCCUAAUCCGAGAGUUGUGGCUCCCAAGGAACGAAAGAGAUCCAGAGCAAACAGAAAGUCAUUGAGAAGAACUCUAAAGAGUGGAUUGAGUGAUGACCUAGUGCAGGCACUGGGGCUGGCAAAGUCAUCAGAGGUCUCUGUAUGAUACGCUAGGUGAGAGACUGUACAGCAGUACGUCUAGUGCCCCCUACGGUGGGUUCUCAGGAUGCCAGCAGAGCACCAACAGCAUAUCGUCAUGUGAUGACGAUGGAUAAGGGGCUUUUUUUUUUUAGCAUGUACCGCUGGAAGGAAAGAAGCAUAAGUAAGCAGUGUGUGAUGCAGGAAAUGAAGAAGUUUUUUGACCUGUUUGGUUCAAGAAUUGAACUGCAACUCACAUGCUCUGCAUUCAUUCUCAUGCAAGGAUUUUCUGCCAGAGCUGAAGUAUGGAUUCUUUGCCAUGGCCAGGACAUGCUGCAGUGCCUACAAAGAUUGUGCUCUCUGCUUUUUUAUGUUAAAACAUUACAGGCUUACUAUAUUUCUGGUAAUGUUCUUGUGGAUUUCCAGGAGUCCUGGAGCUUAGCACCUUGUUAUAAAAAGGAGAACCCACUAUACGUAUAACCCAUCUUGGGUCGAGGGCACUCCACAGCCAACUACAGAAAACUGAUGUUUCCCUAGGGAUGAUCCUGUUUGGGAUAGUUUGGUAUAUGUUGGGCUGCUCGAUACCUUUACCUUCCCAGGCAACCACUGGAUUCAUGUAAACUGUAGCCGACUAAAGGUAUUCAUGCUGUGCUCCACAGUAAAGCAGAUUAUUUCUCAUUUUCCAACCCCGUGCAGGCGUUUGGAUUUCCAUGUGAUGCUGUAACAUUCUGACAGCACGAGGGUUAUGGGAUCUUUCAAACACUUUCCCAGCGACUUAUAAGGGACUUGCCUACUAACAAUGCUGCAUUACUGCUGAGCUGCCUGUAUGAGUUUAGGCAGUCCAGCAACCCAGUCUGUAUACUGUUGAUCAUAUACCUUUGUUUAUUUCCAGCUCUGCUCUAUGUUCCAUUUAUCUUCUGUGUACAUAGUCUGUCAUAGCCAAGGAAAACAAGGCUUCCACUUGCAACCGUCCGUUAUUACCAUUAUAACAUUAUGUGAUUGUUUAUAAUAAUGAAGCCUAUGGUAUGUCCUGCUAACCACUUCAGUUCCUGGGAGGGAAACACCAUUUCCAACAUAAAGAAAAUAGUCAGGGUUUACUUGCUCACAGUUGUACAAUAUCUGCACUUGUAAGAUGUUUUUUUGGCAGUAAAAGUGUGCUGUUAUAUUAAUCACUACAAAUGUAAACCAUGUAUGCAGCUCCUUUAUUAUAACCCUCCCCACAUUCAUUUCAUUGUUGGUUCCGAUUUUGAUCAUCUGUCUUUACAAACACUGUGCACUGACAUUCAAUAACAUUCUUCUAGAAAGAACCAUAGCACAAAUAAUAAGCAGUGCCAUGGCACAUGUGAUGUGUUAAUAAUAGACUAUGUCAUUCUGCUAAUGUGGCUUCCUCAGCUACACGUGGCGUAUAAAUUGUAAGUGUGCAAAGACCACUGUUGAGAAUAUGACCCUGUGUAACCUCUAAGCAGGUUUGCCACUAACAUUUAUGGGCAAUGCAAAAGCUUGGCAUGCACUCACUGCAGAAUUAGCUGUACAUUGGAAACCUAACCCCACAUAGGUUGCUUGUAUAUUUAUGUCCUAAUAUAUUGGUAUAAUAACGUAUCUUCUUCUUUUAUCUAAAAUGACCCGGUGAUCUUUAAGGAGAAACUUUUUACUCAAACACUGGCUGCAUUUUUCAAAAUAGGUGCUCCGCACCAUUUACAUACAUUUUUAAGACAAAUGUCAACCUAAGCAUUAUUUAUACACAUUGUAUCUUUAUAAAUAUGGUAUAAAUUAUAUGCACAAUGUUGUACUUUUUGGUGCAAACUGAACUUUACAUCUUUAUAAAUAUACCCUAUAUGUGCCAGUUGCUGAUUGCAAGUUUUCAGUAGCAUUGUCUGGUUGGUGUGCCAUAGUGAGCAAGACUCUUUUUUAAAAUUACUGUUAAUGUUUAUUGCUGUUGAGAACAUUUUCUGUCUGUUGUCUGCUAUUCCAUGCACUGCUGGUUCUGCCUACAUGCAGCGCUCAGAGAAUAUAGCAGUAAUCUGCUCUCCUUGCCCAGACUCCAAUUGCCACAAUACCCUGCAUGCUUCUGAUAUUAUAGUGAUACUGAACCUAAAAAACUGCUCUCUAAAGGAGAAGGAAGGGUACAAUCUCUGGGGUGGGGAAGCCAAAUGUUAGGCACCCCCAAUGACUGUAAUUACUUUCCUGAUACCCCGGGUCGGUGCUCCUGUUAGCAGAAAACUGCACCGCCCGAUGUACACAGAGAGGGAGCGAUCCUCUUCCUCCCGUCUUCCUCCCGUCUUCUUUCUUCACAAUACGGGGACAGAGU